Messenger RNA from Eremomyces bilateralis CBS 781.70, 1791 nucleotides. Its product is annotated as hydrolase CocE/NonD family protein. NCBI's taxonomy places the organism in Eukaryota, Fungi, Ascomycota, Dothideomycetes, Eremomycetales, Eremomycetaceae. The transcript has 4 exons. The record is from RefSeq and is a predicted model, not a curated record. Gene Ontology annotation, molecular function: dipeptidyl-peptidase activity. The coding region runs from base 1 to 1791 and encodes 596 amino acids.
AUGGACAAGAUCGGUGAGAUUGAUAUUAUUCUGAAAGAGUCCCCCUCAACUACUCAAGGCCAUGCCCUCUAUCUGGGGUUCAAACAAGAGACUGAACUCCUUACAAAGGGUUCUAUUCUGAAAGAUGGAGCAUUGGCGCUGCCUUGCGAUAUCCUCUGGGAAAAGGAUGUCGAGUUGAGGCUUCGAGACGGGACCACGAUAUACACAGACGUCUUUCGGCCACCCAAUGGCGGCAAAAUAAUUCCUGCGAUCAUAUCGAGUGCUGGUUUUGGAAAGCAGGGUGGCUUGAACCGCAUGGGGACCGACCGCGCUCCGUGGCGCAAUGGAAUCCCUCAAAAGACUGUCAGUUCAUUGGAGAAGUUCGAAGCCCUAGAUCCGGCAUACUGGUGUUUGCAUGGCUAUGCUUUGGUUCACCCAGAUACCCGGGGUACGUGGAUGUCCGAAGGUGAUGUAUACAUCAAUUCCACAUUAGACGGCAAGGAUGGAUACGACAUUGUUGAAUGGAUUGCUGAGCAGCCGUGGUCCAAUAAGCGAGUGACUAUGGCUGGCAACUCAUAUCUCGCACAAACCCAGUGGUGGGUCGGUGCGGAAUCGCCUCCUCAUCUGACCUGUCUGGCUCCGUGGGAAGGAUGGAAUGAUUUGUACAAUGACACCGUCCAACGUGGUGGCAUUCCAGAUGCGGAGUUUCAACAAAAUCUUCUGGAUAAUUGCUUUGUAGGGUUAGGUCGCACGGAAGACGUGUCCGCAAUGACUGCGAAGUACCCAACUUGGAACGAUUAUUGGGAAGACCGUCGAGCUAAGGUGGAAAACAUUAAGAUACCACUGUACGUUGUUGCAAGCUGGACUAAUAUGUUGCACACACGGGGUACAUUCCGCGGAUGGUCCGAAUCGAGUAGCCCGAAGAAGUGGUUGAGGGUUCACAAUAGUCAUGAAUGGCCGGAUCUGUACUACCCUCAAAAUGUUGAAGAUCUUCGAAAGUUCUACGACCACUUCAUGAAGGACAAAUCCAACGGCUGGGAAUUUACACCCAAGGUCCGCUUGUCCAUCCUCAACCCAGGGAAUCAGGACAUUGUCAAUCGGCCGGAGCUUGAAUUUCCUCUCACGAGGCAACAAUCAAUACCUCUCUACCUGAAUGCAUCGACAUCCUGUCUGGAAUGGGGGAAUAAACCAACGAACCCGGAUACAGUUAACCUAGACAGCAGGAAGGACAUUGCCAAGUUUACUUACACCUUUCCCUGCAAGGCUGAGCUGACAGGUUAUUUCAAACUGAAGCUUUGGGUCCAGGCCAUCGGAAACGACGACAUUGAUCUUUUCACGAAGUUCUCGAAGUUGGACGCCAAUGGCGGCCUUGUUGAAACUGAGUGUGUUGAUGUUGGAUAUCUCCAAGAUAAUCCCGAGGUUGCCAAGGAGAAACUUCGAGAGAUGCAUGCAGCAGGAGAUCCGCGUGUAAAUGUAUUCUUCUCUGAAGGUGCACAUGGUCGCCUCCGGGUCAGCCAUAGGGAACUGGACAUCGAGCGAUCAACGCCGCACCAGCCCCACUACACUCAUCGCAAUAUCCAAACCUUAAAGAGCGAGGGUGAGAUUGUGCCAGUGGAGAUAGAAAUGUGGCCACAUGGAAUGAUCUGGGAGCGAGGCGAGAAAAUGCAACUCUCGGUUGCUGGCUUCAACCUGCGACCUGAGUUGUUACCCUGGGUGGAUGCUCCCAAAACACUGAACAACGGCAGAAUCUUAAUUCAUGCUGGCGGCGAAUAUGACAGCCUUUUACUUGUACCAUUCAUUCCUCAGGGCUGA